UUUUUGUUUGUUUGUUUUAACACAGCGUGAUUUAUUUAUUUAUUUAUUUGCUCACAGGAGGAUUAUUGGCUCUGCAGAAAGCACAUGUAAACACAAACAAGCUCUGGCACAGAGAGCUGUUUUCCCAUAUAGGUUUUCUCAGACUCAUAAUACACUUGUGCUGAGGCAACAGCGUAAACAGAUAUUUUCUACAUAUUUUUCAAGUUAUUUAUACUAGAUAAAAUCGAAUAUUACACCUUUAAUUCGAUUAGUUUAACUCUGCUAGAAUUUAAUAACAAUCUCGUGGCAUCAGGCACGGCCAUGCGUCACAUUCUAACUCACCUGAACAAAUACUUCCUUCAGCCAACCGAGAGCUGAGCAACUGUUUCUUACAAAGGUGACAGAAUAAACACAUAACCUGUAUCUCUUCUUAUCAACUAAAUUAGAAUUAAUACCACAGCAAAAAUGAGGAAGGGUAACAUGCUGCCUUCCAAUCUGGAUUAACACAGAAGACUUUCGUUUUAAUCCUUUAGAGGCUGUUUAAACCCUGCAAUGUCGCGAUCCACCUGUCGUAAAAAAGUUUCGUCACACUUUGUCGGUGCAGUACGACAGCCGCCUCCAGUCUAAAAUCCCAUUCUCCUCGGAGUUUUAACCCGAACUGCUGGUCUGUCCAGUUCCUACCUCAGAUUGAAUUUUACCCAAAUAUAGGCAGACUCGUUGAGCACAGGACUGUUUUUGUGUUGUGAAGCUGGAUUACGGAUAACUGCGCAUAAAAUUUCGAAUGUCAGAUGCCGUGUGUGAGAAGGGCGGACGAAUAGUAGGAAUUACACACCGCCAAGCCAUGAAAAACCUUUCCGUCUUGAUCACCUUAUGUUUCACCAUAGUUGUUUGCUGUUUAGGUUUGACUGUGGGUCGAAAGGUGUCACUACCAGCAGGCCCUCUGAUCCGAGUGGAGGGUGAGACCCUGUCUUUACGUUGUGAAGUAUCGGAUUAUCAGGGCCCCAAGGAGCAGGAGUUUGAAUGGAAAGCAACAAAAGGGUCAGAAACCAUUCAGGUUGUCUCCACUUUCGACUCUUCAUUUCCAGACCAGUCUUUAAAGGCCCGGGUGUUUACUGAGGACAUCAUUGUGGAAAGAAUCAAUGAAAGCACCGUGGAGCUGAGGAUUAAAGAAGCCAGGGUGACUGACAGUGGCAUUUUCACUUGCAGUACCCCUAGCACUGAUUCUGUUAUCAGUGGAAACUAUGAGGCAGAUGUGCUGCUGAGAGUAAUUCGUAAUACACUGGUUGUGGUUCCUGAAGUUCCAGCCCCUUCUGUCCACGAGGGCAGAUUAAUCAAUCUUCACUGCAACAUCACUCAAGACUUCAUUGAAGGAAUUUACCUAUCAGUUACAUGGUCUGUUAAAAAAGAUCAGUCACCAGAGCAGGAUCUCCUUACUUUUGGACCUGAUUCAGGUGUCACUGUUGGAAAUAAUUUUAUCCAACGCUAUGCAGAUGGUGAAAUGCGUCUGCACCUGGGCAAUACUGGUUCCUACAGCCUGGUGCUCUCUGGAGCAGUGCCUGCAGAUCAGGGGAUGUAUCUGUGUACUGCCAGACAGUGGACCAGAGAGCAGGGCACCUGGAACAGGAUACAGGAAAAGGCAGAGGUCAUGGGUGAAGUGGCUGUUAUCCCAACAGCUAAAUCCCUCACUGUACAGGUCCUGGAUAGUACCAUUCUUAACACGGGAGACAAUCUGAAUCUCACUUGCUUGGUUUCUGCAGAUGACCUUGCUGCCUUAGGUCUUGAGGUGACAUGGCUGAAAAAUGACACACAGAUUCUUACCCACCUUAGUCGAGAUGGAGUGGUGGCAAAAACUUCAGAUAUAUUUAGCAUUAACCAGGUUGGAGAGGGUGAUUUCAGACUGGAGCUUCACAGCGUUGAGCUAUCUGAUAAGGGACUUUACUCAUGCAGGGUGAGGGCAUGGAUACAACAGAGCUGGGGAAAAUGGUACCAGGCUGCAGAGAAGACAUCAGCCCCUGUACAAGUCAUGAUCAUCUCAAAAGAUCCAGCAUUUACUGUGACUCUUAAAUCUCCAGUCAUAGCCCAGUACUUAGGUGAUCCCACAGAGCUUUUGUGUCAAGUGUCCAACAUUUCCCACUUCUGGGGUAAACGAUUGAGUGUCUGUUGGUUCUAUUCGGCUGCCUCCUUCGGUGGCGGUCAGGUUGGCACUGAUGUUAUUGCCUCACUGAAUGAAAAUGGGGCUGUCAUUCCCAGUGAUAAAUAUAGGGACCGCAUUGACUCAGGUGUCAUCCUGGUAACCCGAAUUGAACCAGCUACCUUCAAGCUCCGCCUGCUCCACACCACAAAUGCAGAUGUAGGGGAAUAUGUUUGCAGUGUCACAACAUGGACACUCACUCGCCAUGGCAUCUGGAAAAAUACAUCAGAACAUCAAGCUAAUGUACUAAAAGUCAGCUUGGCCUCCAAGGGCCCUGGCAUCAGUGUGAUCGCCCGCCACAAACGACAAGCAACUUUCAGUGGCUCCACUUUUGAAAUGACCUGCAUGGCUAAACUUAAGAACCUCUGGGAAGGUGUGGCCCUCUCUGUCCUCAUAUUGGUCCAGUAUGGUGUAGGUGCACCCAGUCACAAACUUGCUUCGCUCAGCCCUGACCUGGUUCUCAAGUUAGAGGACUGGCAUGAGUCUAGCCGGCAGGAUAGCCUGAGUCUAGUGAAGACUGGCAACACGGAGUUCUUAUUCAGAAUCCAGAAUGUGCAGAUGAUGGAUAGAGGAUUCUAUUCUUGUGAAGUUGCAGCAUGGACUAAGCCAGAUGGGCAUAACUGGGUGGAGAUAACGAAAGGAGAGUCAAAUAAAAUUCAGAUUAACUUCGAGCACACAAGGCCAUCAUUUGAUCUUUCCAUAACUUCAGACACCACCAGUGUUUACCCCUGGGAAACGGUUAAGAUAGAUUGCAUUAUCAGUGUUUCGGGAGCUUCCAACACAGACAAUGUUGCAUAUGAAAUAAGAUGGUACCAGAGUCAUUUACGGGGAUCAGAUAGCUUCGUUCUUCUGGCCAGUAUAGAUCGUUGGGGUGUGGUGAGGAAAAGCACUCGUAAUGACACCAGUGACUGCAGUCUGGAGCGUCUCAGAACCCAAACAUUUGUCCUUACCGUUCAUGGCACCCAAGAUAGUGAUGCUGGCGAGUAUUACUGCACUGCCACACCAUGGAUUCGAUCAACCACAACAGCAGAUUGGAGGAAAGAACCAGAGGUCAUAUCCAAGAGGGUCUUUCUUAAUGUCAAGUUUGCAUUGUGGGAUUCAAUGAAAUUACCUUUGCUUUAUGGGGCAUGUACAUCCCUUACCGUGGGUCUCUUUUCUCUCAUUCUGGGCCUUCUGUGUUCUCUCUGCUGCUGCAGAAACACCACACACACUCCACACACUCGCAUCAAGCUCAUCAACCCACAGAUUGAUUGACAUGCACAAUCUGCAUGAAGCAGACGCUUGCCUGCCUCUUCACCAAAGCAGUAACAUGACUAAAUAAAGUUUCAGAGAUAACAUUCUCUCUUAUUCACAAGUGGCCCAUAUUUACAAGAGACAAUGGUACCAGUGAAGAUACCCAAGCAGAAAAUGCACCUAUGGCAUUUGUUUGAUUUUGAUGGUGAUUUUUCUGCAAAAAUAAUAGUAACAUUGGAUUUUUAGAUUAAUUCUUUUAAAUCAUAUCAGACAUUUACAUAGAAGGUAUUUUAGGAAUGACUACUGAAAUACCAAUCCUGACAGCCAGUAUAAAUUUUAAUAUACUGAAAACCUUUCUAUAUUGAAAGAAUUUAGUGCCAGUGGACUUAUCUGAGUACUAAGAAGAACUAACCUGUCCAAACUAUUUUCACCAAUGAACUUGUUUGACACACGUACGUUUAUGAUGUGUGGUUUUAAAUGUUGGUAUUAUUUUUGUUUUUAGAUCAAAAUAGUUAUAAGAUUUAUUAGUCUUUUUUUUUUUUUUUUUUUUAAAUAAGAUUAUAUUGUGUAUCUUCUGGAAAUUAGUUUUUUACUCUGAAUGUUGAGUUGAGUGAAUUUUUUCUGUUUACACAGAUUCUCUAGUAGUAUAAUGUAGUGAUAUUAAAUGUGAGGCAGUCGGGGAAAACAGUGAAUUCUGAAUUUUGGAAAAAGAAAAAAAAAAAAAGACAAAAAUAUCAGGUUUUGACCAGAACAGCUAUUAUUUCCCCACAAACGCAAGUGCUUACAGAGAUCAGUCAGUGGAAGAGACAAUUUUUUUUAAAGUGUAAAAGAAAAUAAUGAACAGCAGGAUGGUGUUUUACUUCAAAGUGCUGACACUGACCAAAGUUUUCAUUAGUAAAUAAAUGUUAAAUAAACGACUGCUUACAGAAA
Pangasianodon hypophthalmus (striped catfish) is the source of this 4333-nucleotide messenger RNA. It is a transcript of the gene ptgfrnb, whose product is annotated as prostaglandin F2 receptor inhibitor b. The record is from RefSeq and is a predicted model, not a curated record. Lineage: Eukaryota; Metazoa; Chordata; Actinopteri; Siluriformes; Pangasiidae. Bases 761 to 3424 code for a protein of 887 amino acids. The transcript has 9 exons.